ACCAUUGCAAGAAGUAAGGAAAUUAACCACAGCUAACUAAUGGCGCCGAUUCACAGCUCUCGCCGCCUCGACGGCACAGUGCUUGCGCUUCUGCUCGUGCUCGUGGCCGCCUCCGCCUUUGUCAGCGCUGCCGCGGCGCGAGGGGACGCGCUGGCCGCCCGGCACGAGCGGUGGAUGGCCAAGUUCGGGCGCGAAUACACGAACGCUGCCGAGAAAUUACGCCGGCAGGAGGUGUUCGCGGCCAACGCGCGGCACGUGGACGCUGUCAAUCGGGCGGGCAACCGGACAUACACGCUCGGCCUCAAUCAGUUCUCCGACCUCACCAGCGAAGAGUUCGCGGAGAAGCACCUCGGGUACCGCCACCAGCACGGCGUGGACAGCACGCCGGUGGCCGCGGUCAACAUGUCCAAGGCUCAGUUCGAGUCCACGCCGGACAGCGUGGACUGGAGGGCCGCGGGUGCCGUCACCCAAGUCAAGAACCAAGGCUCAUGCGGUUGUUGCUGGGCGUUCGCGGCGGUAGCAGCGACGGAGGGGCUCGUAAAGAUCGCCACUGGCAACCUCAUCUCCAUGUCAGAGCAGCAGGUGCUGGACUGCACGGGCGGCGCCAACUCCUGCAAUGGCGGCGACAUCAACGCCGCCCUAAGCUACGUCGCCUCGAGCGGCGGCCUUCAGCCCGAGGAAGCCUACGCGUAUACCGGUCAGCAGGGCGCGUGCCGCAGCAGCAGCGUCAGCCCAAACUCGGUCGCCUCCGUCGGCGGCGCCCCCCGAAUGGUGGAGCUGCACGGCGACGAGGGCGCCUUGCAGGAGCUCGCGGCCAGACAGCCGGUGGCCGUGCCCGUGGAGGCUGACAGUGACUUCCAGCACUAUAUGAGGGGCGUGUACACCGGCAGCUCGUCGUGUGGACAGAACCUGAACCACGGCGUGACGGUGGUGGGCUACGGAACGGACAGCGGCGGGCAGGCCUACUGGCUGGUGAAGAACCAGUGGGGGACGGGGUGGGGCGAGGGGGGCUACAUGCGCCUCACGCGCGGGAACGGCGGCAACUGCGGCAUGGCCACCUACGCCUACUACCCCACCAUGGACAACUCUUAAACACUGCUACUAUUACAUCAGUCAGUCCAUGCACCAUCGAGUAUAGUUUAUCAGCACCACGCAGUAUAUACGGAUUUAAUUUUUGAAUAAAGCAUGGAUCCUUGUAAAAAAGAUCCAUUUGCCUAUGUAAUACCACAAACUUGUAAGCUUGUAUAUGAAAAUAAACAUUUGUACUGCAUC
Triticum urartu is the source of this 1272-nucleotide messenger RNA. RefSeq names its product senescence-specific cysteine protease SAG39-like. Gene Ontology annotation, biological process: proteolysis. The record is from RefSeq and is a predicted model, not a curated record. Gene Ontology annotation, molecular function: cysteine-type peptidase activity. Lineage: Eukaryota; Viridiplantae; Streptophyta; Magnoliopsida; Poales; Poaceae.